AUGACCCAGACUCUCAAGCUCGCCUCCAGAAUGUUUCAUCGCGUCCACCGUGCUCCCAAGCUGAGCGCCUCACUGGGUUCCAGAGGCUCCGACUCCGCGCCCAGGAGCUUGGCGGACAUCCCAGGCCCAUCCACGCCCGUCUUCCUUGCUGAACUUUUCUGCAAGGGAGGUCUGUCGCGGCUACACGAGCUGCAGGUGCAGGGCGUCGCGCGCUUCGGUCCCGUGUGGUUGGCCAGCUUCGGGAAGGUGCGCACUGUGUACGUGGCGGCCCCUACACUCAUCGAGCAGCUCUUGCGACAGGAGGGUCCCCGGCCCGAGCGCUGCAGCUUCUCACCCUGGGCAGAGCACCGUCGCCGCCGCCAGCGGGCUUGCGGACUGCUCACCGCGGAAGGCGAAGAAUGGCAGAGGCUCCGCAGCCUCCUGGCCCCGCUGCUCCUCCGGCCUCAAGCUGCCGCCCGCUACGCCGGAACCCUAGACGACGUGGUCCAUGACCUUGUGCGGCGUCUUCGGCGCCAGCGGGGACGCGGCGCUGGGCCGCCCGCUCUGGUUCGGGAUGUAGCAGGAGAGUUUUACAAGUUUGGACUAGAAGGGAUAGCCGCCGUGCUCCUGGGUUCACGCCUGGGCUGCCUGGAGGCCGAAGUGCCUCCAGACACAGAGACCUUCAUCCGCGCGGUGGGAUCGGUAUUUGUGUCCACGCUGCUGACCAUGGCGAUGCCUAGCUGGCUUCACCGCCUCGUGCCCGGACCCUGGGGCCGCCUCUGCCGAGACUGGGACCACAUGUUUGCAUUUGCCCAGCAGCACGUGGAGCGGCGAGAGGCCGAGGUAGCCUUGAGGAGCAAGGGAACGCCUGAGGAGGACGUGGGAUCUGGGGCACACCUGACCUACUUCCUGUUCCGGGAAGAGUUGCCUGCCCCGUCCAUCCUGGGCAAUGUGACAGAGCUGCUACUGGCCGGAGUGGACACAGUAUCCAAUACACUCUCCUGGGCUCUAUAUGAACUCUCUCGGCACCCGGAAGUCCAGACAGCACUCUACUCUGAGAUCACAGCUGCCCUGGGCCCUGGCUCCAAUGCCCAUCCUUCAGCUACUGCUCUAUCCCAGCUGCCCCUGCUGAAGGCGGUGGUCAAGGAAGUGCUAAGACUAUACCCUGUGGUACCUGGAAAUUCCCGUGUCCCAGACAAAGACAUUUGUGUGGGUGACUAUAUUAUCCCCAAAAAUACGCUGGUCACACUGUGUCAUUAUGCCACUUCAAGGGAUCCUGCCCAGUUCCCAGAGCCAAAUUCUUUUCGUCCAGCUCGCUGGCUGGGGGAAGGUCCAGCCCCCCACCCAUUCGCAUCUCUUCCCUUUGGCUUUGGCAAACGCAGCUGCAUGGGGAGACGCCUCGCAGAGCUUGAACUGCAAAUGGCUUUGGCUCAGAUCUUGACCCACUUUGAGGUGCAGCCUGAGCCCGGUGCUGCCCCAGUCAGACCCAUGACCCGGACUGUCCUGGUACCGGAGAGGAGCAUUAACCUACAGUUUGUGGACAGAUAG
Molecule: messenger RNA, 1527 nt
Organism: Puma concolor (puma)
Lineage: Eukaryota; Metazoa; Chordata; Mammalia; Carnivora; Felidae
Gene: CYP27B1
Product: cytochrome P450 family 27 subfamily B member 1
Biological process (GO): cholesterol metabolic process; cellular response to peptide hormone stimulus; cortisol metabolic process
Cellular component (GO): mitochondrial inner membrane
Molecular function (GO): monooxygenase activity; heme binding; oxidoreductase activity, acting on paired donors, with incorporation or reduction of molecular oxygen
Source: RefSeq, a predicted model, not a curated record